ACCCCCACCGUAUACCUGCUGGCCCCAGUGGUCAGUGUCUUUAUUACCCAUUCCCCUUUUCCUCCUGUCUCCCCGUUCUUCCAGAGGUGAAAUUGCUCCACCCCAUGCCCUUAGACAGCACUGCUCCAGAAACAUUGCAUUUAACCGAGCAUUAUGUUUAUUCUCUCUUACGAAACCAUAUUAUAAAAAAUACACCUAGUCUUUUAGUUGGUGACUUUUUCCUUUCUUUCUUCCCCUUUAAUUUUUCUCUCUCUCGUCCUCUUUCAGAAGGGAAAUUGCUCCAUCUCCAGUACAAGAAGCAAGCACUGCUCCUUUUUAUGUUGUGGUCCACGAUGCGCAUGCGCCUCACAUUAGAAUUACUGCACUGGCCAGAAUAAGUUGGAUCUGCUCUUCUCUUCACUGGGGGAAAUCUGCAAAUCUUAGGGAAAAAAAGCAAAAGGCAUGUGGAGGAUCCGUGAGUGGAGCCACUAUAGGAUCUGGUCUUUUCCUCUCCUUGUGGCGAUGGUCUGUGCUCAGAGUGCCAAUGACCCAAGCAAUAUGUCAGUGGUAAAAGAGACCGUGGACAGGCUGUUGAAGGGAUAUGACAUCCGCUUGAGGCCAGAUUUUGGAGGUCCCCCUGUGAGUGUCGGCAUGAACAUAGACAUCGCCAGCAUCGACAUGGUGUCUGAGGUCAACAUGGAUUAUACUCUUACAAUGUAUUUCCAGCAAGCAUGGAGAGAUAAACGAUUGUCCUAUACUGAAAUUCCUCUCAACUUAACACUGGAUAACCGAGUAGCAGACCAGUUAUGGGUCCCAGACACUUAUUUUCUCAAUGACAAGAAAUCAUUUGUCCAUGGUGUAACAGUGAAAAAUCGAAUGAUUCGCUUACAUCCAGAUGGAACAGUUCUGUAUGGUUUGCGUAUUACAACAACAGCAGCCUGUAUGAUGGAUCUCAGAAGAUACCCUCUGGAUGAACAGAACUGUACAUUAGAAAUUGAAAGCUAUGGUUAUACUACAGAUGAUAUUGAAUUCUACUGGAAAGGUGGUGACAAAGCAGUAACAGGAGUGGACAAGAUAGAGCUGCCCCAGUUUUCCAUUGUGGGAUAUGACCUUAUCUCCAAGAAUGUAGUCUUCUCCACAGGUGCCUAUCCUAGACUGUCACUGAGCUUCAAACUGAAAAGAAACAUUGGCUAUUUCAUUCUGCAGACAUAUAUGCCUUCCAUUCUGAUCACUAUACUUUCUUGGGUCUCCUUCUGGAUAAACUAUGAUGCUUCAGCUGCAAGAGUUGCUUUAGGAAUUACUACUGUGCUCACCAUGACAACCAUCAACACACAUUUAAGAGAGACACUUCCAAAAAUCCCUUAUGUGAAGGCUAUCGACAUGUACUUAAUGGGUUGCUUCGUUUUUGUUUUCCUGGCACUACUGGAAUAUGCGUUUGUUAACUAUAUCUUCUUUGGGAAGGGACCACAGAGGCAAAAGAAAGCAGCAGAGAAAGCGGCAAAUGCUAACAAUGAGAAAAUGCGAAUUGAGGCCCUGAAGAUUGAUCCACAUGAAAACAUUUUGCUUAGCACCCUUGAGAUUAAGAAUGAGAUGGCGGCUUCAGAAGCUGUUAUGGGUCUUGGAGUUGGAGACCCUAGAAGUACUAUGCUGGGUUAUGACACAUCAUCCAUCCAGUACAGGAAAGCAGGUCUGACAAGGCAUACCUUUGGACGUAAUGCACUGGAGCAUCCAGUGGUACAGAAGAAAGGUCGUCUACGAAGGCGUGCAUCACAGUUGAAAAUUACAAUACCAGAUUUGACUGAUGUAAAUGCUAUUGACCGAUGGUCACGCAUGAUCUUUCCUACUGUUUUUUCUUUCUUCAAUGUAGUGUAUUGGCUAUACUAUGUGAACUAAUUGAAGCCAUAGAAAUGGGAAGCACUUUAUAUUCAUGAGAUCAGAUUUGAAACAUAAAAAUGGACUUCAUUUUAUUCAGGACAAAUCAUUGUCUUUUGAACACCUUAUUUGCUGGCUAAGACAGUUGUGCUAAUAUCAUUUUUUUUCCAAAAUAUUUUCUUGUAUCAUUUAUGACAUGACAUAGUUGGAAAAAGAAUCCAGACAAUGCCAGGGUAAUGUGUAACUUAAUUUAUAGCAUUUAUAAGUAGGUCUGUAAUGGCCUUUUAAGUUUCUUACUUGUCAAAUAUUUCACUUAAAUCCUUACAGCAUUUGGAAAGAAUCUCAGCAAAUAUUUGAAACAUGCAUAUUCAUCGAUACAUUGUUUUCAGACUUCUUACAGGGUUCUCUAAUAGCCAUUGACAUAUUGUCUCAUAUGGGGUAUCACUCUUCUGAGGGAAAAAUGAAAUGAAUGCCCUGCAUCUUCCUGUUAAUCAGGGAAAGGAAGAAAGCACAUUUAAGUGUCCUUAUUUUUAUUGUAAAUUGUUGUUCUUGUCAAUUUUCCAUAAGUAUAUGGUCCUCUUAAAAUUAUUCCAGAUGGUAACGCCUAUCUCUAUUUUGUUUCUUAUUUGUAUGACUCUUAUCAGCUUUGGCCUACCCAUUUUGUCAAGCAACCUACAAUGAAUGAAGAAUCCUCUCUGUGUUUUUUUUUUUAAUCGGGAGCUUGAAUCUUUUAGUCCAAACUGUUAUCAUUACUGUGCAGUUUAUUGCAAACAUUAUAACAUGCUGACUCUGUUAGGCAGAAUUCAAGUUGCACUGUGGAGCAGGUGAACAGAUGUCAGGGUUCAAAAACUUUUCCUAUGUUUACACUGGUCAUUGAAGUUCUACACCACAGAGUACUGGCGGGUUGAGAGUUAGCAGUUUUUCUGCACAUUUCAUGUAUCACACUUAACCGUUUUUUGAGACAAAGUCAGCGUUUGUUCUAGCAAACGUUUGAGUAUGCCUUAUGCUCUUGCAGUGUCACUGAGGAAUUACAGUGCUUAAUGUUUGCAACAUAGAUAAAAGAUGCAACUCUAAAAUGUUUUAACAUUUUUAGCAAAUCGUAUUUACUCCAAUGUUUUAAAAUUUGUUUGUUAACCAUAAUAGUACAAUCUAUGUAAGUGUAUUCUGUCACAUAAUCAUUAUGAUUUUUUAUCUGUAUAUAAACAUGAACACAAUUAUAUGGUAUUGUUCAGGUUUCAAAGACCACAUCAUUUAUAUCAUCACAUUUUUAUUAAUCCAUUUCUUGUACUUUAAUUUGCAUGCAUUAUCAAUUUGAUUGGCAUUGUUUUAGUUCAUGGGCAAAUUACCAUUUCUGGCCGACUGUCAAUACCUUUUUUGAAGGAGAUGAUGAUGAUUGCAUGUGAUAUAAUGUGAGUAAUCUUCAAUACAAUUAAAACGUUUGGAGGUAUCUUCGUGACUAUAAUAAUGCCAUGAUAGCCUUUAAGGGGAUAUUCAGAGAUGCCCUUUUUCUGAGAGUCAUAAACAUUGUAGAAGUUGUAUGAAUGUGCCUCUAUUCUAAGGUAGACAGUCGCUACUGCACAUAGAUGUGCCUACUACCUAAGCUGGAAACAUUCUGAAAUGGCAGUUGUAAGGGUAACAUGUAGCGUUAGAAAUGUACCUGGAGAAUCAUUAUUUCUUUUUAAACUGAAAAAAAAUGAAACAAAAAGUUAAUGCAACUAAUGAGGAACCAGGAAAGACGUUUUCUUUUCAUGAAAAAAGUGAUAUCACUUUUUUUCUUUCACCCAAGAACUGAUAAUGGUACAUAGGAUUAUUCACUCCUCAACAUUUUAUAAAUCUUUAAAAGGAAAAAGUUCAGCUGUCUAGUGAGCAUUUAAGUUUGUUUGGAUUUCAGCAAUGGCUGUUGUUAACCCUGACUUUUUUACUUUAUAUGUAUCAUUUCUAUGUCCCUAUUAUAGUCACACUAAUAUCAAUACAUUUGAAUACCUUUCAGUUAUAUCCUUAACCACUCUUGGAUAUGGUACAUGAAGAAUUGAUUUAUGAUCUUUAUUCUAACCCUGUGAGAAAAUCAUUAACAUGAAAAAGAAACAUGCAAAAAUGUAAAGUUUGAUCUUAGGUUUUGAUAUCAUUUGUGAAUUUUGCCAGCUAUUAAAUUGCAGAAAUGCUUGGCAAAAAAAGGUAUAGGGACCUCAAAUAACAUUUGUUCAAUACAUUGAGUAAGCAGAUGGUUCUUAAAUAUUUUCACUUUAUAUGUCAGUCAAGUAAUGAGCCAUCAUAUACUUCAUAAAAUAGUUACUCAUUAAUUUUAAACAGAGUUACUUCUGAUAAGUUAUAUUCUAGAUAACAUUCUUUUUUUCCUGGUCCCCAUCAAGAAACACAUUACACCGAAUGACAUUUGACAACCUUUAUUAAAUUUCCAUAAGCAUAAAUGUUACUCAGUAUUCAUUUAUUUCAACCAAACAUAAUACAGAUGAAAUAACAUCCAUGUACAUUAUCUUAGGACAGGACAGCGUAAACCUGCUCAUCCUGAUUAGAGCAGCGUCCAUACCUCCACUCACCUACUUAUGAAGUAGCAUACCCGUUCACUUCUGUUACCAUUUAUUGGUACUUAUCAAGCAGUGUAACUGCUCGCUUUCAUUACCAUUUAUUGUAUUAUACCAUCAACCAAGUAAGCAGCUUCCCCUGCUUACUUAUGUACUUGACAAGCAGCGUAACUGCUCACUUUCCUUUUCCAACUUAUUGAAUUGACCAUCCAGCACCAGAGUGGGAACAGAAGAGAGCAAGCCUGCCCCUCUUCUCUGCCCUGUCCAAACUAAACAUAACCACAUCUCAACUAAUAAAAGAGGGAGGGAGGGAGGGCGGGUAGCAAGUUCAUGCCAAACUGUGACUCCUAAUCCAGUUACACUUGCCUAACAUCCUGUAAGCCCCUCCCUACCCCUACCUCACUUCCUCCUAAACCUUAUCCAUUCCUAUUAACCCUAUCCUCCCAAAUCCUGCAACUUUAACUAACCCCCCCACCUUGAAAAUGUCCCAGGACAAAAUGGUCUGUUCCAAACCUCAUUUCAUUUUGUCAUUUAAGGGGUAGCAUUCAUAAUUUUUUAUCUAUCUCCUGGAAGAAUCCAAUUUUAGAAAAAAAAUAGCAGUUGCAGAAAAUGAUACAUAUACGCAUUUCAGCCAUGAUUAUAAGAUCUUCCAAUCAAGAUGUAACCCCCAUAUCUUCCAUUCCAUUACAGAUAUUCACAAAUUAUUUAUUCUUAAAGCUACAUAUAUGUUUUCCUUUCAGGACAGAAAUAAUGGGGGGGGGGGUGUGUGAUUCCGUCUCAUAAGUAUGAAAAGGAUUAAUGUGCAUACAUAAGUUAUGUCUUUUUUAAUGUAAAGUGUUCUAGUCAGCCAGCAAUUAAGAUGUUUUGUAAUCACUGAGAAACGUUUGUAAACAAAUUAUGACCAUGAAUAAGGCACAGUUUUAAUGCUACAUUUAAAUUGUAUUUAUAUAAAUAUAAAUAUAUAUAUAGUAUGUAUAUGAUUGCUAGCAGAAAUGAUAUGCAUUUUGAACUGAAGUGAAAUUUCUUGCAACAUAUUAUUGUGUUUGCAUACAGAGUAUUCUCUUUCUAUUUCAGGGUAAUUAGAAAAAGUUAAAUCAAGGAAGCAUAACCACAAUUAUAUGUUAGAUAAUAGGUAGCUGGUUAAGAUCAGACCUGCAAACCCAAAACAUAAAUGGUAACAUUUUGUCUUUACCUUAUGAAAAUUGGUGUUCUGAGUAACAGGUAAUAAACAUAUGGCAGAGCACAUCGACAUCCAUACUCAUAGUAUUUUAUGAUAAAGACAAAAGUUACUUACUCUGGAAAAAAAGCACAAUGUUUAUAAUUUGGGAAAGGGCUUUUACUUAUAAAAAUUAAAAUUAGUUCCUUUGUUCACUUAAUAUGUUGAUUUCUUGCUUAUAACAGCUCUUCAGAAACAAUCCCAUUUCUUUUCAUUGCUCGAAGAGCUCUCAGAAAUGACACCUAAUUGUUUAUUGAGAUAAACAGAGACUCUGCCACAGUGUUGUCAGCAUGCAGGUGAAUAUAAACAGUGUCAGAUAUAGUUUGUGAGAAUACCACUUCACUGGAUGCUAAAGUAUUAAUAGAUGCACCACUCCUGAUUUUCAGGAGUGUGAUUAUCAUUUUAUCAGACUAUUGGCACUGCAGUCCAUGAUUUGAGGAACCCACAACUUGAAUAAAUUAACAUGUUUUACAUCUUCAUGACCCCUAAUGGGGCUAAUACAGCAGCCAUUGCAGCUUAUGGCACAUUGUCUUAAUUUGGCAAUGUUUAGAACAUAGCUAUAUCUUCCUUAAUGAUUCUCCUGCAUACAGUUCAAAAUCCUUACCACUUAUAAAAAAAAAAAAAAAAAAAAACAGUCAUGGUCUACUGCUGUACAUAGGAUGGUGCUGGAUUUUAGUUAGUAUUUCACUUCAGUGGAAGUAAAACAUUUGUAUUUUGAGGUUUUCUUUACUUAUUGCAUGCUUAUUGGAAAUAUUUUUACUACUCUCUUUGGUGACUUCCAGCUGGUCAAAUUCUCCUUUGUUGAAGUGUCAAUUACACAUGAACAGAUUCUCUGUUUUCCUCAUAUGACAAAAUGCCUGAAUUUUUAAUUGACAGUGUCUAUACCAAAAAUGUAUUCUGUUUUUGCCAGAAUUUGAAGAUGCAUAGUGCAAGUUUAUCAAACACAUGCUAGUGCCUCUAGUUUAAAGAAUGCAUCACGUCUGAUUGUGUCAUUUUAUUAUUUUUUUGUGAGGUGAUAAUCGUUUAUUUUAUUUUUAAUGUACCAUAUGUUGCUUUUACUUUGGCUUGUAACAAACUGUAUAGAAAACUACAAUGCAAUAUGUUGUUUAUAGUAUUAUUUGUUGAGUACACUGGGGUAAAUUUACUGCAGUAUUAAAAUAUACAUAUAUAUAUAUAUAUAUAAAAACAUAAAUGAGGUAUGGCCAUACAAUGAACAAACACGCAUCAUGUACAUAUCAUCAAAUUUCCUAACAUUUUUAUCUUCUUACUUCUAAUUUAAGAUAAGCCAAGUGCUGAUGCAAUGUUAAUGGCACAGGAGAAGAUGCUAAAAUAUUAUGUAAAUAAUUAUGUAUGUGUGUAGUACUACUUCAGGCUAAGCAGAUAACAUAAAUGCAUUCAUAUCAUUUAUGAUUAGUUUCAGUUACAUUUAUAAUAACUAAAAGAGCAAUUUAAACAUCCCUUUUGGAAAGUAAGAUGGUUCCAAUAAGUGUUGAUAGAUAAGAUGUUUAGACAGAGACAACAAGAAUAUUUCUUAUUCUGUGGUAAGUACAACACCUUUUAUGUUGCUUUGUCUAAUUUAAAACUAAGGAAAAACCAACAAUAGAAACAUUCAAGUUGGAUCAACACUUUUAAUAAGUAAUAUUACUAAUAAAUAAAUACAUAAAAUUA
This is a messenger RNA of Protopterus annectens (West African lungfish), 7275 nucleotides long. RefSeq names its product gamma-aminobutyric acid type A receptor subunit beta2 (gene GABRB2). The record is from RefSeq and is a predicted model, not a curated record. The coding region runs from base 442 to 1872 and encodes 476 amino acids. Gene Ontology annotation, molecular function: neurotransmitter receptor activity; GABA-A receptor activity; extracellular ligand-gated monoatomic ion channel activity. Gene Ontology annotation, cellular component: membrane; synapse; GABA-A receptor complex. Lineage: Eukaryota; Metazoa; Chordata; Ceratodontiformes; Protopteridae. The transcript is spliced from 9 exons. Gene Ontology annotation, biological process: regulation of membrane potential; monoatomic ion transmembrane transport; chemical synaptic transmission.